Molecule: messenger RNA, 2191 nt
Organism: Lutra lutra (Eurasian river otter)
Lineage: Eukaryota; Metazoa; Chordata; Mammalia; Carnivora; Mustelidae
Exons: 3
Coding region: 252-911 (219 amino acids)
Source: RefSeq, a predicted model, not a curated record
UAGUCAUGUUUCUUCCCAUCUGCCUUUUCCCUGGCCUCUAAAACCACAAGCCUGGCUGUGGAAUUCGGGUCCACAGUGUGGGCUUUGAAUAGCUUUGUGUAGGGAGAGGUUCUGAAAAGAAAGGAAAGUGGUAUCUGCUCGUCAGAUGGAAUGUGUUAAGCCAUCGAGGAAGAAUGCAAGGGUUUUAGCUCUGAGGGUCCGUCAGCAGUUCGGGUGACGAGUCAUUCAGCGUGGGGACGGAUUCCUGAGAAAUGAAGCCUCAUGGUGACAUCAUUCUUGCAAGAUCGUCUGGGAUCUGUGGUAGCCGCCUGCAAGUUCUUACCUUGGGGAUUUUCAUCACACGGGUUUUUUCCCAACCACACUUAAUACCCAUCCUGCCUUCUAACUCAUCCACUUUUCUGCCAGCUAGAAUUUUCACGGGUCUGUCUCACUGUCAUGCCUGCUCCAGGGGCAUUCUUGGGACAGUGUGCUCCUCUCCGGAUCACUCAGCACCUGUCCUCCUGACAGUCCUCCCUUCAGUCAGCACGCCUUUCGGCGGGAGCCUCGUGGACCAUGCUGAAGAGCCAAAAUUGUAUCCUGAGGAAGAUGAGAAACAUUCAAAGGGCUUGGGCGUGGAGGUUAGACUCUCUGGCUGUUCAUCGGAGGUGGUGCUUCCUGAAACCUUAGCUUUCUUCGCACUCCCACUCUCCCCCACACCUGACGAGGGCAAUGCAAGGUCACCGUCUCUUCUCUGCUCCUGCCCCAAGCACACCGAGGAAGUUGGGACCCUGUACAGAGAGACAGCAUUAGACAUUCACCGUCUCCACUUUGUCAUCCUCGUCCUUCUUCAGAGCUACAGAAAACCUAAGCCUUCCCAUGGGGAAGUAGGAAAAGCCAAGCCGUGGCCAAAAGCCCGCUGUCUCCCAAAAUAGCUUCUCCACCUGCUCUGUUGCUGAAUUUCCACACAGAUGACCUUGGUACAACUCCUGACUGCCCUUUGUCACCUUUAUUCUUCCCUUGGGCCAGUGACUUAACCUCCUCUAAUCCUCGUUUCCUCAGCUUUAAAAUCAGGACCCUGUGGUGGUGUUGCCAACCUCUGGGGCACUUUGUGCCGAUUAGAAGAAGGUGCCCCUUUGGCCAAGCACACAGCGUGAUGAGCUGGGCAUGGCCUGCGGACCACAGUCCCCCGCCCCUCACCUGGGCCCCCUGGUGCAGUGCCACCUUGAAUCACCGUACACGGGGCCCCAACCACACCCACCUCUCCACCAGGCCUUGGGAAAUAUAGGCCAUCCCAGGCACAGCACCGAGCCAAGAGCCUCACUGUGCAGAACCUCAGACAAAAGAGUUAAUGUAGCCCACUUGGACUUGGACUAAUGUGUGGGCAUGCUCUGCCGGGAUGGUGCCAGCGGCCAUCUUUGGGCACUGGCUGCCAGCUCCAUGAGGUUUAUCAGUGGGCGCCCAUUUCUUGUCAAGAGAGCGGAGCCCUGAGAGACCGGAAGUGAGCUGGUAAGUGAGGGAGCAGACCCAUGGUCAUAGUCAAGGGCUCUGGGCGGGCAAGGGGCAGUGAGAGGGCGUAGGGAGUGGGAGAGUUGGACAGAGAAGUGGUCAGAAGGGAAGGAAAACAGAAAUGAGUAACAACCUCCCAAGGGCAACAUUGCCUCAGGCACUGGACCAGAGGUUGCCCAUCCCAACCCCACACCCCAGCUCUAGGGUGCUGCCCUCAGGAGCUCCCACCUCUCAGAUGCUCCCCUAGGGGCCCCCUCACUAGCUGCCCAUGACUGUCACGCUCCCUACCCCACCAGCCCCGCAGAGUACUGGGCCCCUCCACCUGUCCACCCCCCUGGAGGGCUCAGGUAGGCCAUAGGGCAUGUUUUGCUGUCCUUUCACUCCACUGCUAGUCCAUCUGCCUCCAUGGAUGCCGCAGACCAGAAUUUCUCCGAACCCAGGAGUGUGAAGGCCCCGUCCACCCUGUAAGAGUGGCUCUUCCUUAAGAGGAAAUCACUGUGCAAAGGCAGCGAAUAGUAGCCACCUGGGUAUUUUUAUGGAAGAAAGAUGAAUUAUGCCAUCACCCCUUCUGGCACAGAAAUAAUUUUCAGUAAAAGGUUAAAACCAUCACGUUGUAUCAAUGAGAACUGUUCCAUUAUUCCAAGAAUGAUUGAUUGGAAAGUACUUCCCUUACAGGAAAGUCAAAGUGAUACAAUGCAGCUUCCAC